ACGAAAGAGAGACCCUACAAAUGCUGUGAGUGUGGGAAAAGCUUCAAUCGUACCUCAGCCCUUAGUAGGCAUCAGCGAAUACACAGAGGAGACAAACCCUAUGAAUGCUGUGAGUGUGGGAAAAGCUUCUCUCAGAGAUAUACCCUUUACUCUCAUCAGAGAAUCCACACAGAAGAGCGACCCUACGAAUGCUGCAAGUGCAGGAAAAGCUUCACUCAGAGAUCAGCCCUUAUCUCUCAUCAGACAAUGCACACAGGAGAGCGACCCUACGAAUGCUGUGAGUGCGGGAAAAACUUCACCCGAAGCUCAAACCUUACUGUGCAUCAGAGGAUCCACACAGGAGAGAGACCUUAUGAAUGCCGUGAGUGCAGGAAAAGUUUCAGUCACUUCUCCUCCCUUAUCUCUCACCAGAGAGUCCACACGGGAGAGAGACCCUAUGAAUGUUGCGAGUGUGGAAAAAGCUUCUCUCGGAGCUCAAAUCUUACUAUGCAUCAGAGGAUCCACACAGGAGAGAGACCCUAUGAAUGCAGUGAGUGCGGGAAAAGUUUCACUCACCUCUUCUCUCUUAUCUCUCACCAGAGUGUCCACACGGGAGAGAAACCCUAUGAAUGCAGUGAGUGCGGGAAAAGCUUCUCUCGAAGCUCAACCCUUGUUACACAUUACGGAGUCCACACCGGAGAGAGACCAUAUGAAUGCUGCGAGUGUGGGAAAAGCUUCACUCAUAGUUCAGGCCUUUCUAAACAUCAGAGAAUCCACACAGGGGAGAUGCCCUACACGUGCUCUGAGUGCGGGAAAAGCUUCAAUCAGCGCUCUACCCUUAUCGCACAUCAGAGAAUCCACACAGGGGAGACGCCCUACACGUGCUCUGAGUGCGGGAAAAGCUUCAAUCAGCGCUCUACCCUUAUCGCACAUCAGAGAAUCCACACAGGGGAGACGCCCUACACAUGCUCUGAGUGCGGGAAAAGCUUCAAUCAGCGCUCUACCCUUAUCGCACAUCAGAGAAUCCACACAGGGGAGACGCCCUACACAUGCUCUGAGUGCGGGAAAAGCUUCGCGCGGAGCUCUCACCGUAUCAGACAUCAGAGAAUCCACACAGGGGAGAUGCCCUACACGUGCUCUGAGUGCGGGAAAAGCUUCAAUCAGCGCUCUCACCUUAUCGUACAUCAGAGAAACCACACAGGGGAGAAGCCCUACACGUGCCCUGAGUGUGGGAAAAGCUUCAAACAGAGCUCAAACCUUAUUACACAUCAGAGAAUCCACACUGGGGAGACGCCCUACACGUGCUCUGAGUGCGGGAAAAGCUUUGGGGAGAGCGCUCACCUUAUCAGACAUGAGAGAAUCCACACUGGGGAGACGCCCUACACGUGCUCUGACUGCGGGAAAAGCUUCGCGCGGAGCUCUCACCUUAUCAGACAUCAGAGAAUCCACACAGGGGAGAAGCCCUACACGUGCUCUGAGUGCGGGAAAAGCUUUGGGCAGAGCUCUACCCUUAUCGCACAUCAGAGAAUCCACACAGGGGAGACGCCCUACACAUGCUCUGAGUGCGGGAAAAGCUUCGGGCGGAGCUCUCACCUUAUCGUACAUCAGAGAAACCACACAGGGGAGAAGCCCUACACGUGCCCUGAGUGUGGGAAAAGCUUCAAACAGAGCUCAAACCUUAUUACACAUCAGAAAAUCCACACAGGGGAAAAGCCCUAUGAAUGCAGUGAGUGUGGGAAAAGCUUCACUCAAAGAUCAGCCCUUUCUGUACAUCAGAGAAUCCACACAGGGGAAAGGCCCUUUGAAUGCCAUGAGUGUGGGAAAAGCUUCACUAGCAGCUCAGACCUUUCUAAACAUCAGAGAAUCCACACAGGGGAAAAGCCCUAUGAAUGCAGUGAGUGUGGGAAAAGCUUCACUCAAAGAUCAGCCCUUUCUAAACAUCAGAGAAUCCACACAGGGGAAAGGCCCUUUGAAUGCCGUGAGUGUGGGAAAAGCUUCACUAGCAGCUCAGACCUUUGUAGACAUCAGAGAAUCCACACAGGGGACAGGCCCUAUGAAUGCACUGAGUGCGGGAAAACCUUCAAUCGCAGUUCGCACCUUAUUAGGCAUCAGAGAAUCCACACAGGGGACAGGCCCUAUGAAUGCACUGAGUGUGGGAAAACCUUCAAUCGCAGUUCGCACCUUAUUAGUCAUCAAACAAUCCACAGAGGAGAGAGGCCCUAUGAAUGCCAUGAGUGUGGGAAAUGCUUCACUAGCAGCUCAAAUCUUUCUCAACAUCAGAGAAUCCACACAGGGGAGAGGCCCUUUGAAUGCCGUGAGUGUGGAAAAUGCUUCACUAGCAGCUCAAACCUUUCUCAACAUCAGAGAAUCCACACAGGGGAGAGGCCCUUUGAAUGCCGUGAGUGUGGGAAAUGCUUCACUAGCAGCUCAGACCUUUCUAAACAUCAGAGAAUCCACACAGGGGAAAGGCCCUAUGAAUGCCGUGAGUGUAGGAAAACCUUCAAUCGCAUUUCACACCUUAUUAGGCAUCAAACAAUCCACAGAGGAGAGAGGCCCUAUGAAUGCCGUGAGUGUCGGAAAUGCUUCACUAGCAGCUCGGCCCUUUCUGUUCAUCAGAGAAUCCACACAGGGGAGAGGCCCUUUGAAUGCCGUGAGUGUGGGAAAAGCUUCACUAGCAGCUCAAACCUUUCUCAACAUCAGAGAAUCCACACAGGGGAGAGGCCCUUUGACUGCAGUGAGUGUGGGAAAAGCUUCACUAGCAGCUCAGACCUUUCUCAACAUCAGAGAAUCCACACAGGGGAGAGGACUUUUGAAUGCCGUGAGUGUGGGAAAUGCUUCACUAGCAGCUCAAACCUUUCUCAACAUCAGAGAAUCCACACGGGGGAGAGGCCCUUUGAAUGCCGUGAGUGUGGGAAAAGCUUCACUCAAAGAUCAGUCCUUUCUAGACAUCAGAGAAUCCACACAGGGGACAGGCCCUAUGAAUGCCAUGAGUGUGGGAAAAGCUUCAAUCGGAGCUCUGCCCUCAUCUCACAUCAGCAAAUCCAUACCGGAAAAGCGCCCCACACAUGCUCAGAGUGCGGGAAAAUCUUUAGUCAGCGCUCAGACCUUAUCAGACAUCAGAGAAUCCACACAGGAGAGACGCCCUACACGUGCUCUGAGUGUGGGAAAAGCUUUGGGCAGAGCUCUCAACUUAUCACACAUCAGAGAAUCCACACAGGAGAGGCGCCCUACACGUGCACUGAGUGUGGGAAAAGCUUUAGUCACAGGUCUGCCCUUAUCAGACAUCAUAGAAUCCACACAGGAGAGAAGCCCUACACAUGCUCUGAGUGCGGGAAAAUCUUUAGUCAGAGCUCAGACCUUAUCAGACAUCAGAGAAUCCACACGGGAGAGACGCCCUACACAUGCUCUGAGUGUGGGAAAAGCUUUAGUCAGAGGUCUACCCUGAACACACAUUGUAGAAUCCACACAAGAGAGACGCCCUACACAUGCUCAGAGUGUGGAAAAAGCUUCAGGCGGCGCUCUCAUCUUAUCACACAUCAGAGAAUCCACACAGGAGAGAAGCCCUACACAUGUUCUGAGUGUGGGAAAAGCUUCGGGCGGAGCUCUCAGCUUAUCACACAUCAGAGAAUCCACACAGGACAGACGCUUUACACGUGCACUGAGUGUGGGAAAAGCUUUAGUCAGAGCUUUGUCCUUAUCAGACAUCGUAGAAUCCACACAGGAGAGAAGCCCUACACAUGCUCAGAGUGCGGGAAAGUCUUUAGUCAGAGCUCUCACCUUAUCAGACAUGAGAGAAUCCACACAGGACAGACGCCUUACACGUGCACUGAGUGUGGGAAAAGCUUUAGUCAGAGCUCAGACAUUAUCAGACAUCGUAGAAUCCACACAGGAGCGAAGCCCUACACAUGCUCUGAGUGUGGGAAAAGCUUCGGGCAGCGCUCUCACCUUAUCACACAUCAGAAAAUCCACACAGGACAGACGCCCCACACGUGCUCUGAGUGUGGGAAAAGCUUUAGUCAGAUCUCAAACCUUAUCAGACAUUGUAGAAUCCACACAGGAGAGAAGCCCUACACAUGCUCUGAGUGUGGGAAAAGCUUCAAUCAGCUCUCAAACCUUAUCAAACAUAGGAAAAUCCACAUGGGUGAGAAACCCUAUGGAUGCUCUAAGUGUGGGAAAUGUUUCUUUAAUCGUUCAGACCUCAUCUUACAUCAGAGAAUCCACACACGGGAUAAGCCCUACACAUGCUCUGAGUGUGGGAAAAGCUUCAAUCAUCGCUCAAACCUUAUCAAACAUAGGAAAAUCCACAUGAGA
Molecule: messenger RNA, 4290 nt
Organism: Mauremys reevesii (Reeves's turtle)
Lineage: Eukaryota; Metazoa; Chordata; Testudines; Geoemydidae
Product: zinc finger protein 850-like
Exons: 5
Biological process (GO): regulation of transcription by RNA polymerase II
Molecular function (GO): DNA-binding transcription factor activity, RNA polymerase II-specific; RNA polymerase II cis-regulatory region sequence-specific DNA binding
Source: RefSeq, a predicted model, not a curated record